Messenger RNA from Amphibalanus amphitrite, 1227 nucleotides. RefSeq lists its product as uncharacterized. The coding region runs from base 78 to 656 and encodes 192 amino acids. The transcript is spliced from 4 exons. Lineage: Eukaryota; Metazoa; Arthropoda; Thecostraca; Balanomorpha; Balanidae. The record is from RefSeq and is a predicted model, not a curated record. Gene Ontology annotation, molecular function: metal ion binding.
AAUAAAAUGGACAAGACCAUUCCUUAUUUUUUCAAGCGCGCCUUUUCUUCAGCCAGAGUCUGUGUGAAAAAGGCAAGAUGAAACCAAUCUCCGACGUGAUCACCGAGACGGCUGUGAUGGCAGCGCUGGUGGCGGAUUACGGGUCCAGCAGCAGUUCUGAGUCGGAUCCAGAGCAGCCAGAUAUAUCAGAAGAUACUAGUGCAAAACCGAAACCGGAGCCGGCCGCCGAGCGGCUGCCGCUGCCCAGCUUCAGUUCGCAGCUGUCGGGCGCGUCCGUGUUCUCCAACCCGUACCGGCAGGAGGAGGACGCUCGGCGCGCCGUGCUCGAGAAGCACGUCAAACUGACCACAGCGCCCACCGAGCUGCGCCACAUCAACGGCAAACAGGUGUGCUGGAACUACCGCAAGGGCCGCUGCCGCUUCGGGCGCGGCUGUAAGUUCGCGCACGACUCGGACCUGCAGCGCGACGGCGCAGAGGAGGAGUCGAGCGACGCGCCGCCGCCGGCCGCCGAGCCGGGGCGGCCGGCCGCGCCGCCGCCGCCGGCCGCUGACGGCCAGCAGGCGCGCAAGAAGCGGCCGGGGCUCGGUGACACGCUCGCCCCCGGGAAGAAGGUGAUGAAAAUGUACACUAACACGCGGAAAGGACCGCUGGUGUGACCGGACGGAACUAGCCGUGAGUGCGGCGACUGCGCCGACGUCCGGCCGUGUCGUGUUCAUACAUUGAUAUGCCAAGUGUGUUUUGUUUUGUUUUGCUUUUCCGCAGAGUCGAUAAUUGUGUGGAUUAUGUUUGUAGGGUUUGAACUCCAUCGAAUUGCCCGAUAAAAUGUUCAUUUUCACUUGACAGAUGGCAUAAAGUCGUUUUGCCAUUGUCAACUCAUAACUAUGUAGUAUGUGUUCUUCUAUUGCCUGUAACGUAGCUAGCUGGCUGUGGUAAUAGUGUGGAGGCAAGCUUGGUCAAAGUUUUGUGACACGGCGACAUUCUCGUCAAGAUGCCGAUGAUCGUUUUCAGUGUCUCAUCACCGCAGUAAUUUCGGUCCCGCCUAUAGCCAACUUGGCAAAUUCGCUUAUCGCAGCGCCCACAAAUGACGUUGCUGCUCGUAUUGAAUAGACCUCCAUUCAUCCCAUUUUUGAUUAUUGUUAAUUGUAAUAUUUAUCGUGUUAACGACGUGUGUGAAAACGGUGUGUCAUCUGCUAUUGCUGAUGCGCAAUAAAAGCACCAAGUUCCCGA